AUGGACCCCACAAACGACCCUAAUUUCACACCUCCGUCCAGAAACAAAAACAUUGAACCCACUGCACCACUGCAUGCUAUACCGCAGAAUGUCCCAAUCCAGCCUUUUGUGAUGGAAGAUUUAGGAGAAGCGUUGGAUGAUCCAGCGCCACACCCAGCCUCUUCCUCAGCAAAGCCUUCAGUGAUCCGAGGCAAAUCAUACGAGAGCAGUGGAGAAUCUGAGUCCCGGUAUCACUCCAAGAUUCCUCGUAAGCAUACUGAGUUAACAAACUCAUCAUCAGAUGAGGAAGAGGAGAUAAUUAUUGAUGUUUCCGAACCACAAGAAGAAAAGACUAGAAAGGAGAUUCUCCCACCUUCUAUCCAGGUACGUUCGUCGCAAAUUGCUGAUUUGGAAGAGGUGCCUCAUGGGAUACAGCGGCAGGCAACUGAAUUAUCAGAGUACAACUUUCCAACUCAUAGAUUGGCUACUACAUUGACCGACGAAUCAAAAUCGCCAUUGGUUAUUGUUGCUUGUGGAAGUUACUCGCCCAUAACUUAUUUGCAUUUGAGAAUGUUUGAAAUGGCAUUGGAUGCGGUAAUUGAACAAACGCGAUUUGAGGUUAUUGGUGGAUACUACAGUCCGGUAUCUUCAAAUUACAAGAAACAAGGGUUGGCCCCUGCUCAUCAUAGGGUUAGAAUGUGUGAAUUGGCGUGUGAACGUACUUCAUCAUGGCUUAUGGUUGAUGCAUGGGAAUCUUUACAACCAAAAUACACAAGAACAGCAUUGGUUUUGGAUCAUUUCAAUGAGGAAAUCAACAUUAAACGAGGAGGAAUCAUGACAAAGUCGGGUAAGAGAAGAGGAGUCAAGAUUAUGUUGCUAGCAGGUGGGGAUUUGAUUGAGUCAAUGGGAGAGCCCGAUGUAUGGGCAGACCAGGAUUUGCAUCACAUUCUUGGGAAAUAUGGUUGUUUGAUUGUGGAAAGGACAGGCUCAGAUGUGAGGAGUUUCCUCUUGAGUCAUGAUAUUAUGUAUGAACACAGGAAAAACAUCUUGGUUAUCAAGCAAUUGAUCUACAAUGAUAUUUCGUCAACGAAAAUACGAUUGUUUAUUAGAAGAGGCAUGUCUGUGCAGUACUUGUUGCCCAAUUCGGUCAUCAGGUAUAUUCAACAGCACAAUCUUUAUGGAGAUUCAGAACCUGUGAAACAAGUCAUGUCAGAGCGUGCAGAUUAG
This is a messenger RNA of Lodderomyces theae, 1206 nucleotides long. RefSeq names its product nicotinamide-nucleotide adenylyltransferase. The transcript has a single exon. The record is from RefSeq and is a predicted model, not a curated record. Gene Ontology annotation, biological process: NAD+ biosynthetic process. NCBI's taxonomy places the organism in Eukaryota, Fungi, Ascomycota, Pichiomycetes, Serinales, Debaryomycetaceae. Bases 1 to 1206 code for a protein of 401 amino acids. Gene Ontology annotation, molecular function: nicotinamide-nucleotide adenylyltransferase activity; nicotinate-nucleotide adenylyltransferase activity.